AUGCAUUAUUUUCCAAUUUAUUUCUAUGAACAAAAAUCCAUCACAACACAAGAAACAAAUACGGACGAUUGUGUUGAAGAAUAUGUUGUAAAUGAGGAGGAGUUUGAUGAUGAUGCGCCAUCAACGCAUGCAAAUUUGUCGUUUACUAAUAUAAUCAAACAAUUUCCACCAACUACAUCUUCUUCACUAGAAGAGAUAGAUAUAGUUGAUACAGAUAUAAAUAAAGAAUCAUAUAUUUUUACAGAUGAAAAUCAAGAGCAACAUAAUAAUCAAAACAAUUCAACUUGGUCUCCUUUAAACUCAACAAAAAUGCUAAGAACAACAUCUAAAAAUCCAAAAUACGUAUUUAAUAACAGUCAUCAAAAACAAUGUGAGCUUUUAUAA
Macrosiphum euphorbiae (potato aphid) is the source of this 384-nucleotide messenger RNA. The record is from the annotation of a GenBank genome assembly. NCBI's taxonomy places the organism in Eukaryota, Metazoa, Arthropoda, Insecta, Hemiptera, Aphididae.